CCGCCGUCGGUCAAAAGCUGCAGUUUCUCCUCUCCUCGCACGAUCACGGCUUUCACGUUCUGCAGUCUCUGACACCAGGCAUAUCAAUCAUCCACUCGAAUUCUUGUUGUCUCGCGAAUUUGAUUCCUUUCAGUGAAAUUCGUUUUCCCCUCGUGCGUGCUCUGGAGCCCUCGAGCCCGGACCCUCCAUUGAGUCAUUAUCGCCCUGCCAUGAUCAUCUCUUGACAGCGCAGAUGCAGCCUCCGGAAGGUGUGCAGGUCGACCUGGGCAAGGCCCAGGUCAUCGAUCGUGUCCCUAAAGUGAUCAACGAGUUGAAAUUUGGUGUUCUGUCCAACGAUGAUAUUGUCAGUCAAGGUGUGGUGGAAGUAUCUGAUCGAAAAUUCUUUAACCUCGAAAACGACCGAUCUGUGGUUCCUCAUGGCCCCCUCGACGGACGCAUGGGUAUAUCCAGCAAAUCGGCAACCUGUCAGACAUGUGGUGGCUCUUUGCAGGUCUGCAACGGCCACUUCGGCCACGUGAGGCUUGUCCUUCCCGCCUUUCAUGUGGGUUAUUUUAAGCGGGUUAUCAGUAUCCUCCAGGAAAUUUGCAAGGAGUGUUCGCAUAUUUUGCUGCCAGAGGGAGAGCGCCGUGCUUUUCUUCGUGAAAUGCGUCGCCCGCGACUGGAUAAUUUGCGCCGGAUGCAGAUCGCCAAACGGAUCAAUGAUCGCUGCCGCAAAACCCGGAACUGUGAAGUUUGUGGUGCCGUCAACGGUGUAGUGAAGAAGGCUGGGUCGAGCGCUUUGAAGAUUACGCACGACAAGUUUCGCGCCUUUAACUCCUCUACGUCAGCGAAGAAGGUCCCACCACCCAGCAAGAUCGUUUUCGAUAGGUCGUUUGACGAAGCGAGGAGCUCAAAUGCGGAGGUUGAGAAGCAUUACAAGAAGGCCCAGGACGAUCUGAAUGCCUUGCGCGUUUUGAACCUGUUUAAGCGUAUCUCGGAUAGCGAUUGCGAGUUGUUGGGUCUGGAUCCUAAGGAGGCUAGACCGGAGAUGUUCCUUUGGCAGUUCAUUCCUGCUCCACCCGUCUGUAUUCGUCCUUCAGUGGGCCAAGAUGCAGCUUCGACUGAAGAUGAUCUGACUGCCAAGCUGGGCGACAUUGUUCAGAGUAAUUUAAACCUCAAGGCCGCCUUGUUGAAAGGCGCCCCAGUACAGACGAUAAUGGAAUGUUGGGACUACAUGCAGCUUCAAAUUGCCGUUUACAUUAACAGUGACGUUCCAGGUCUCAACAAGGCAGACCUUGGAAAGCCCAUUCGAGGAUUUGUGCAGCGCCUGAAGGGAAAGCAGGGACGAUUCCGUGGUAACUUGUCCGGAAAGCGUGUCGACUUUUCGGGUCGAACUGUUAUUUCUCCUGAUCCUAACCUGCGAGUCGAUGAAGUCGCUGUGCCUGAACUUGUGGCUAAGAACAUGACUUACCCCGAGGUAGUCACCAGAUAUAACAAAGAAAAACUACAGCAGAGAGUCCGCAAUGGAACCAAGAAAUGGCCCGGUGCGAACUAUAUCAUCAAGAAAGGUAACCCGCUGAAAGUUUUCCUGAAGUACGGUAAUCUCAAGUUUAUUGCGGACCAGCUGCAAGAAGGAGAUGUAGUUGAACGCCAUAUCGAAGACGGCGAUAUCGUCCUUUUCAACCGCCAGCCUUCUCUUCACAAACUCAGUAUUCUCUCCCACUUUGCCAAAGUGCGUCCUCACCGAACGUUCCGACUGAACGAAUGUGUGUGUAACCCCUACAAUGCGGAUUUCGAUGGCGAUGAAAUGAACCUCCAUGUGCCUCAAACGGAAGAGGCAAGGGCGGAAGCUAUGGAAUUGAUGGGUGUGAAGAACAACUUGGCAACGCCGAAGAACGGCGAACCCAUUAUUUCUGCUAUCCAGGAUUUCAUCAGUGCAGCCUACAUCCUCAGCAGCAAGGAUAAUUUCUUCGACCGGCGCUCCUUUACACAAAUUUGUCUCUACAUGCUUGGCCCCCAGACCCGUUUCGACCUCCCACCACCUUCGGUGCUCAAACCGCAAAUGCUGUGGACCGGAAAGCAGGUUUUCAAUAUUUUGAUGCGCCCCAAUAAGGAUGAUCCUGUCAUGGUUAACCUGGAUGCUGCUUGCAGAGAGUUCAAGCAGCCCAAGGGAUACCCGAAAGACUUGGAUCCUAAUGAUGCCUGGCUCGUUAUUCGUAACUCCGAAAUGAUGUGUGGUGUGAUGGACAAGUCGACAAUUGGUUCGGGAAAAAAGGAUAAUGUGUACUAUAUUAUGCUUCGUGACUUUGGUCCUGCCGCUGCGGCGGAGGGCAUGAAUCGUUUGUCCAGGCUGUCCGCACGUUGGUUCACAAACAUGGGUUUCUCCAUUGGAAUUACAGAUGUUUACCCGAGUGAAAGGCUUAUCCGCUCAAAGAACGACCUUGUUGAAACUGCAUAUGCCCAGUGUGACGAAGUCAUUGCCAAGUACAAGGCCGGAACGCUUGAGAAGUACCCUGGAUGCGACGAACUGCAGACCAUGGAGAACCAGCUCUCUGGAAUUCUGAGUAAGGUCCGUCAGCAGGCCGGUGACGAAUGUAUCGCCCAGUUGAGCAAGUACAACUCUCCUCUAAUCAUGGCUACGUCUGGAUCCAAGGGUUCCAGUAUCAACGUGUCUCAGAUGGUUGCCCUCGUGGGUCAACAAAUUAUUGGUGGUCAGCGUGUGCAGGAUGGAUUCCAGGACCGAACCUUGCCUCAUUUCCCCAAGAACGCUCGUCAGCCCCCUUCUAAGGGGUUCGUUCGUAACAGUUUCUUCUCGGGUCUUACUCCAACUGAAUUCAUCUUCCACGCCAUGUCCGGUCGUGAAGGUCUGGUUGAUACUGCCGUCAAGACUGCCGAGACUGGUUACAUGUCUCGUCGGCUGAUGAAGUCUCUGGAGGAUCUCUCCACUGGGUACGAUGAUACCGUCCGGAACUCGUCCCAAAACAUUGUCCAAUUCCAAUACGGUGACGAUAAGCUGGACCCCGUGGACAUGGAGGGUAAGGCCAAGCCAGUGCACUUCGACCGAACCUUCAUUCACUCGGAGUCUACGACGUACGACAACGACGAGCGAAGUCUGUCCCCGGCUGAGAUCAUGGAAGUUUGCGAGCAAAUGCUGUGCAAGGAGCGGGCUAAACUAGUGCGCAAAGAUUUGAUGGGGCUUGAACUCGGCUAUAUGGACCGCAGCGAUUAUGGAGUCGAUCAAUUCGAGAGUGCUCGUGAUUUCCUCGAGUCGAUCCAGCAAUACGUCGGAAGCAAGGCGGAGAAGUUAAUCUCUCGAGGAGGUGAUAGCGAUCCUUCGGACGAGAGAACUCUGAAGGGUUUGAACCACACGGGGAAGUUGACCGAAAAGACGCUUCGAACGUUCAUUACUGAGUGUUUGAUGAAGUACAAAAGAGCCCAGGUCGAGCCAGGCCAUGCAGUUGGUGCAGUCGGUGCACAGUCCAUUGGUGAACCCGGAACCCAGAUGACGCUUAAAACUUUCCACUUUGCUGGUGUUGCUGGUAUGAGUAUCACACAGGGUGUUCCCCGUAUUAAGGAAAUCAUCAACGCCUCUAAGGAGAUCAGUACUCCUGUCAUUGCCUGCGAACUGGUCGACAAGCGGAACGUAGCAACCGCGCGAAUCGUCAAGGGCAGAAUUGAAAAGACGUACUUGCGUGAUAUCAUUCACUAUGUACGGGAAACCUGGACCGGGAAAGAGGCGUACAUCACCGUCAAAAUCAACCGAAAGACCAUCAGCGACUUGCAGCUUGAGCUGACGACAUCUACAAUUGUGAGAGCGAUCAGAAACAGUAAACGUUUCAAGGGGGACGAUCUGAGAAUCAUCGCUAAACGCUCACACAUCGAUAUUUUCAUGGAUUUGGACCCCGCGAGCAAAGAAAAACUAUCAAAGACGGAGAUCGCUGCUACAAGCUCUGAUCCUUUCCUUCGCCUCAAGCAUCUUAAGCGCAUGGUUCCCGACAUCCAGGUGCUUGGUCACGCACAAGCUAGCCGAGCCAUCAUUCGUACUGACGAAAAAUCCGAGGCCAACACUCUUCUUGUCGAAGGUUACGGGCUAAGGCAGUGUAUGAACACGGCUGGUGUUGACGGCCUCCGCACCUCCACCAACAACGUGAUGGAGAUGCGUGAUGUGUUAGGAAUCGAAGCCGCCCGUACGACCAUUGUUCGGGAAAUUAGUGAAGUCAUGAAGGACAUGGACAUUGAUCCCCGACACAUGCAGCUCCUUGCUGAUGUGAUGACGUACAAGGGCGAAGUACUCGGAAUUACCCGCUUUGGUCUCGCGAAGAUGCGUGAUUCGGUUCUGCAGCUGGCUUCGUUCGAGAAAACCGCAGACCAUCUGUUCGAUGCGGGUGGAGCAGGUCGUACGGACCUUAUUGAGGGUGUUUCCGAGUGUAUCAUUAUGGGCAAGACUGUCUCUCUCGGUACUGGUGCCAUGGAAGUCGUGCGCGAGAUGAAGUUCUUCGAGGGUCAAAUCGGAGCGAAGAAGACAGUCUUUGAAGACUCGUGGAACCAGGUCCAUGGCGAGAAGAAGACCAAAUCUAAAAGAAGAGCGUAAUUGGCCGCGUUUGUCUGCGAACUAGGGCUUUGUCAAAGGGUAGCAUUAAUGGCGUUUGAGAGUGCAUUUGAUUUGAUUCAUGUAUAAUCACUUAUGUAUGAUGCGAUAUGUUUUCAGCGAUAUGCGCAGGGUGGACCUCUCUGUAUUUACACAGAAAAGCUAUGAAAAUAAAUUAUCU
Aspergillus ochraceoroseus IBT 24754 is the source of this 4748-nucleotide messenger RNA. RefSeq names its product DNA-directed RNA polymerase III core subunit RPO31. The transcript is spliced from 2 exons. Gene Ontology annotation, molecular function: DNA-directed RNA polymerase activity; DNA binding. Gene Ontology annotation, biological process: DNA-templated transcription. NCBI's taxonomy places the organism in Eukaryota, Fungi, Ascomycota, Eurotiomycetes, Eurotiales, Aspergillaceae. The record is from RefSeq and is a predicted model, not a curated record. The coding region runs from base 233 to 4570 and encodes 1445 amino acids.